AUGUCAGAGGCAGGCGAGUGCAUAGCAGAGCACACGCGGCUGCUGCGGCUGGUGGGGUUCCUGCGUGCGGGCGGCGGGGGUGGUGCAGGGGGCGUGGGCGGCGCGGCGCACGCGGCGUACCGCGCGGCCGUGCUGGCGCUCACCUCGCUGUACCUGGCGCAGGAGUGCCUGUACGCGUACCGGGCGCGCAGCGACAUGGCCAAGCUGUCCCGCGUCAUGUUCCUUCUGCUGUGCCAUGUCACCUCGAUCGUCAAGCAGAUAGUGUUCCACGUCGAUGCGGCCAGAAUAGAUAAAAUGAUCGAGGAUUUGGAUGGUGCGGUGUACAACGGCGGCGGAGAGCGCGCGCAGCGGAUGCGCGCGUGCACGAGGGUGCGCGCACGGCGCGUGGUGCGGGUGUACGCGGGCUGCGCUGUGCUCACGUGCACGCUGUGGCUGCUGUUCGCGGCGCUGGACCGCGCGCGCGGCCGCCCCGUCGAGUUCCCCUUCUGCACCGGUCUCCACGCCGCGGCCGACCAGCCGCUCCAAUUUACGUUGGUGUUACUAUAUUCCUACUACGUCACGACGCUCGUCGGUAUUGCCAACACAACAAUGGAUGCCUUCAUAGCUACUAUUCUUUAUCAAUGUCAGACGCAAUUUAAAAUUCUAAGAAUGGAGUUGGAAGAGCUACCAGAUAGUGCGUGGAAGUUUAGCCUGAAAACAGGUUUGGAUUAUGACAAGAUUCUGAUGGAAAUGUUUGUCGAACGAUUGCAUCAUUAUAAAAGUAUUACAGAGAUGGCAAGUCUUCUACAAGAUAUUUUCAACACUGCAAUAGUGGUUCAAUUUGGGAUAGGUGGUUGGAUAUUGUGCAUGGCUGCUUAUAAACUUGUCAGCUUGAACGUGCUGAGCAUCGAGUUUGCAUCGAUGACGUUGUUCAUUUUCUGUAUCCUCACGGAAUUGUUCCUGUACUGCUACUAUGGCACUGAGCUCACAGUCGAGAGCGAGCGGCUGGCCAGCUCGGUGUACGCGAUGCGGUGGCUGGGCACGAGCGCGCGGUUCCGGCGCGCGCUCGUGCUGCUGAUGGAGCGCGCGCGCCGCCCGCUGCGCCCCGCCGCCGCGCGCGUCGUGCCGCUCUCGCUCGAUACCUUCCUUAAGAUUCUAAAAUCCUCAUACACAUUUUACGCUGUACUUCGUCAAACAAAAUAA
Molecule: messenger RNA, 1182 nt
Organism: Colias croceus (clouded yellow)
Lineage: Eukaryota; Metazoa; Arthropoda; Insecta; Lepidoptera; Pieridae
Product: odorant receptor 4-like
Exons: 8
Coding region: 1-1182 (393 amino acids)
Biological process (GO): sensory perception of smell; detection of chemical stimulus involved in sensory perception of smell
Cellular component (GO): plasma membrane
Molecular function (GO): odorant binding; olfactory receptor activity
Source: RefSeq, a predicted model, not a curated record